Messenger RNA from Trichophyton rubrum CBS 118892, 708 nucleotides. RefSeq names its product thymidylate kinase. NCBI's taxonomy places the organism in Eukaryota, Fungi, Ascomycota, Eurotiomycetes, Onygenales, Arthrodermataceae. The transcript has 2 exons. Gene Ontology annotation, molecular function: ATP binding; dTMP kinase activity. Gene Ontology annotation, cellular component: cytoplasm; cytosol; nucleus. Gene Ontology annotation, biological process: dUDP biosynthetic process; dTDP biosynthetic process; dTTP biosynthetic process. The record is from RefSeq and is a predicted model, not a curated record. Bases 1 to 708 code for a protein of 235 amino acids.
AUGACGCUGGAAAGCGAAAUUCCAGCCUCCCGAAGGGGCGCUCUUGUUGUUGUGGAAGGGCUCGAUCGCGCCGGGAAAUCAACACAAUGCGCGAGACUGCACCAGUUCCUCGUAGACCAAGGGCAUAAGACGAAAUACAUUCGAUUCCCAGAUAGAACUACCUCCAUUGGCAAGAUGAUAAACCAGUAUCUUCGUGGAGAGAUACAGCUCGACGACCAUGCGGUUCAUCUGGUCUUCUCUGCGAACCGGUGGGAGGCUGCUGCGCAGAUACAACGAGAUAUUGAGUCCGGGAUUACCGUCAUUGUUGACCGAUACUCGUAUUCGGGGGCCGUAUACUCGGCCGCAAAGGAGAACAAGGAACUACAGCUUGACUGGGCAUGGAGACCUGAGGUAGGGCUACCUCGACCUGAUAUCUGGUUCUUUUUGAACGUCUCAACCGAAGUUGCGGCCGCAAGAGGAGGGUACGGAACUGAGAGAUAUGAAACUGUCAAUCUGCAGAAGAAGGUCGGGAAGCUAUUCCUCUCCUUGACUGGGCUGAAGGGCAAUGAAGAUAUGAGGAUUGUUGAUGCGGGUAGAGAGGUAGAUGAGAUAUCUCAUGAGAUCCGGGAAGAAGUGCUACAGACGAUGGCCAAACUGGAUUCUAUAGGGCCUCUGAGGAAGCUUGACGCUUUGGUGUUUACGGAGAUGAAAGACAAAAGUUCUUCAUAG